GAUCUCUCCAGUGAAAAAUGGACGGUAUUUUCAAUUUUGGUAAUACAAACCCCAAUGAGACUCCCCGAAAAAGAACUCUCAAUGGUCAUGACCCCAGAGGAGAGUGCUAUUCCAUAAACAUAUGAUAUCUCUUCCCGUUUCGGUUGCAGGAGAAUUUGAAUUCCCAGCAAUAUUAUUAUGGAGCCGCCACUAUAUGAAUUUCCAAUGAGGAACACUUAUAUUAGUAACUUCUCUCCUUAUGGUUGCAGAGGUAUCUGGACGUGGAAGAGAGUACGGAAAUCUAGACUCCAUUCCUAGAAUUUCACAGAGGACAGGGAGAAAGCAGGUUGGAUCUCUUGCACCUAAUGAAGGUGCUGCUUCCACAUCUGGUAUUGCAUCUCAAACAGCAUCUGGUGUACUGUCUGGUUCGGGUGUUCUAAAUGCUAGACCUGGGAGUGCAACAUCAUCUGGGCUACUUUCCCAGAUGGUAUCAACUAUGAAUGCAGAGGUUGCAAGGGAAUACCUGGGGAAAGUGUCAGACCUGCUGGAGUUUUCUCAAGCUGAUACAACUGUAAAAUCCUAUAUGUGUAGCCAAAGCUUGCUUAGUCGUCUUUUUCAGAUGUUCAACAGAAUGGAGCCCCCUAUUCUUUUGAAGAUACUUAACUGUAUCAAUAACCUGUCAACUGACCCGAACUGCUUAGAGAAUCUUCAGCGCGCAGACGCAAUUAAGUACCUGAUCCCAAAUCUUGAACUCAAAGAUGGGCCUCUUGUAGAUCAAAUUCAUAGUGAGGUCCUCAAUGCAGUUUUUAACCUCUGCAAGAUAAAUAAGAGGAGACAGGAACAAGCUGCUGAAAAUGGAAUAAUUCCACACUCGAUGAAUCCUAUAAUGUCUGAUUCUCCUUUAAAACCACAUGCAUUACCUCUACUGUAUCACAUGGCUCAUGCAUCACGUAAUUCAAGAGAGCAAUUGAGGGCUCAUGGUGGAUUGGAUGUAUACAUGAGCCUGCUCGAUCAUACGGUUUGGUCAGUGACAGCAUUGGACUCUACUGCUGUUUGCUUGGCUCAUGACAAUGACAACCGCAAAGUGGAACAAGCAUUGCUAAAAAAGGAUGCAGUUCAGAGAUUAGUGAAGUUUUUCCAAUGUUGCCCAGAACAACAAUUUGCGCACAUUUUGGAGCCGUUCUUGAAAAUUAUAACAUCCUUUGGGAUGCGUGCUGCUCAAAUCAUCCGCAUUUCAUUUGUAUUUAUUGAAGGCAGGAAAUCAUCUCGGAUAAAUACGACGUUAGCUGUUAAUGGCUUGACACCUCUGCUCAUUGUGAGUCUGGACCAUCAGGAUGCUUAAACUAAUGAAGGUGGGUGGAAUUUUGCAACCCCUCACCGUCCCCUCUCGCGAUAAUGAUACAUGAGAUACUUAAUGAUUAAAUUUCAUUAGAUAUUUUUGGUUUCAUAAAUCAAGAAGAUGGUGCUUUUGUUGAGGGAAAGGAAAUCACAGAGGUUCCAAGCUAGAGAGAAGUCUAGUUCCAUGGCCCCAUCCAAAAAUCACUUUUAUUAAAAAUAAAAAAAUAAAAACACGGACACACGCCCUCACUUUUAUCCAGAGGUCACCUUCUCUCUCUCUCACGCACAAGCUCAAAGCUCAAAGCUCAGAGAUUCCUCCCCUCCUCUUCUGCUUUUUCUCGCUUCCUCGCUCUUGAUAAUUGAAGAACUGAGCGGAUGGCAAAAGGUUUGAUAUGGGCGACAGCAGAGGAUUUGGCAAGGAACAGAGGACGUGUUAUAUCUCUUUAUCGUCAGAUACUGCGAAGUCUUAACUCGCCAAGUUUGCCUCUUAAUUUAGCAGAAAGACUGGCUAAGAAGGCUGAAGUUCGUGCGAUCUUUAUGCUGGGAUCUGAGGAGACAUCAGUACAUAACAUUGAAGACCUUUUUGACACUGCUGAAUAUGCUCUCUCCAUCCUCAAAAAAGGUGAGAUCCCAAAUACGAGGAAUCCACUCUGAUGAGGGCUACCGCCUGACUGUACACUUUGAAAUGCCUUGCUUGACAGUUACAAGGGAUGUACACGAACAAAGAAUUGUCUCAGCCUAUGACAGGUUUCUGUUCUAGUUUUCUUCAAUUUUGUCCAGUUGGCUUAUUGAGAUGGGGGAACAGUUGUUUUAGGUUGUCGAUAAAACAAAUGUUUGUUGGGAUUAAGCUCAGUUAAGUUAUUUACUCCUCGAUGGACUGGAAAUUAAGAUUUGGAUUCUUUUGGAUCCUGCUGCACUACAUCACAAUUGGAUAACUCUAUCACUUUGGACCUCA
This is a messenger RNA of Populus trichocarpa (black cottonwood), 2272 nucleotides long. Its product is annotated as MAP3K epsilon protein kinase 1. The transcript has 5 exons. Bases 239 to 1321 code for a protein of 360 amino acids. Lineage: Eukaryota; Viridiplantae; Streptophyta; Magnoliopsida; Malpighiales; Salicaceae. The record is from RefSeq and is a predicted model, not a curated record.